AUGGAGGCCGACCCGAAAGCCGGCGAAGCGGCGCCGACCGUGCAGGACUUCCCUCUGUAUCUCGACCUCGGUAGUGGACUCACUGCCAAGCUCGAGGAACACGACUACGCCGUCCUCGUAGACCAUAGGCUAGAGUUCAACGCCCGUUGCUUGGGAUUCGGCAUCAAGUUUUUCCGGGCGGCGGUCCUGGCCGAGCUUGGGUGCGAUGGUAGGAAGUGGGAGUGGGCGAAGCCUUCCGAUGAAGAGGUGGAGGACAGGCUCGCCGACUGCGAUCAACCCGUUCGAGAUAAAGUGCCCGACGCCGUCCGGGACGGGGACGCGGGCUCCGGCCUGCUAGCAAUGAGCGCGUUGUGCUGGGUGGUGAGGAGGAUGGAUCUCCUGACCGGCGCCAUCCGUCGCAGUGAGACCAGCAUGGACAAGGUCAACGUUUCGGGGUUGAAGGGGCUGCGGAAUGGGAUGAUAACAUUCGUCAAGGAGCACGUCGCUCUCAAACGGUCGGGCCAUGUCGGAGUUGCUGCCGACGCCUGUGACGACGACGGCUCGGAGGCCCCUUUGGCAUCCACAGCAAUAGGUGUCGCCUACACCGUCGAUGAUGCGCGUGGGACUUCGAUCGGAGAGCCCGGAGGCGGCGUCGACAAGGAAGAUGAGGAGGCGGGAAGGGCGGUGACUGGGACCGCGGAGAAGAACCAGGAGGAUAACGAGGAUCAGGAAGAGGACCAUGAGGAUCGUGAGGAGGAGGAGGAGGAGGAGGAGGAGGAGGAGGAGGAGGAGGAGGAGGAGGAGGAGGAGGAGGAGGAGGAGGACGAGGAGGACGAGGAGGACGAGGAGGACGAGGAGGAGGAGGAGGAGGAGGAGGAGGAGGAGGAGGAGGAGGAGGAGGAGGAGGAGGAGGAGGAGGAGGAGGAGGAGGCGGAGGAGGCGGAGAAGCAGCAAGAGGGGGAGCAGGAGGAAGAGGUCGAGUGGGAGUUGGAGGAAAUGGAGGUGGAGGACGUAGAGGGAGCGGCGGAAACGGCUGGGAGGUCGGCAGAUGUUGUGAACAAGGGAGGGGAGGAUGCCGACGAGGAGAAAGUCGGCGUGGAGGAGGCUCACGGGGGGGGAGAAGGGGAUAACGCCGCGGCCACGAAGCCGACGGGCGUGGAAGCGCCUACCGAGACCACCGCAGGGAAGGCCGGGGGGGAGCGGUCUAGGGUGAAGAAGGCGGCGCGCGGUCAUCCCGGUUCCUCCGCAUCUGGUCGGCAGGCACCGCUGGACGUCGUCGAGCAGCUGCAACAGGAGAACAGGCGAUUGACGGCAGAAAAUGCCCGUAUGGAGAAGGCGCUCGAAGAUGAAAGGGGUCGGGUGGACAGGUUUGUGUUGGGGAUGCGGGGAAUCCUCGACAAGCUCCAGUCGUUGGCCGACCAGGUCGCCGUCUCCGACCAUAAUGCGGCGAAACGGCUGCUAGAUGCGACGUCGGCCGUGUCGACAACCAUCACGGACAACAUCACCAACCACAUGGACGAAUCGUGGAAGGCGAUGAAGUCCUUCGCCGAAAAGGCGUCGACGUGGUUGGCGGAAAUCGACGGUCCGGAGGGAAGUAUGGCAGUUGAACGCGCAAAAGCGGUCGCCGCCUUGGGCAACCACGUGGAAGCGGUGGUGGACGAUGCGAAGCUGGGUUUGGAGGACUUCAUCUCGAAGCACCUAGCCGCCGCGCAGGCCAACAUUGCCGCCGCGGUAACUCGCACCAUCGCCGUGCCGCCGCCGCCCCCGCCGCAGCCCACGCCAGCCUUCCCGGACGAGCUCAUGAAGUCGUUCAAGGCGGACGUGUUGAAGGCGGUGACGGAGGCCACCCAGCAGUCGUUUGUUGCGUCCGGGUUAAAGCUCAUGACCGAGGUGAUCGGCAAUGUGGCGGCUGGUCGGCGUGCGUCGUCGCCGUCGGCCAAUGACGCCGAUCCCGCGCAACGAAGGGAGGCCGACAAGCAGGGCCGGAAAAGGGCGGGCGGCGGAGAUGAUGCAGGGAGCGUGAAGCGGAGCAAGGGAGCCGAUGGAGGCCGCGGCGUCGGCGCGGUGGGUCCAGGCGGCUCGCGGACUCGAGGUCAGAGCGUGGUCGACCAGCUCAAGAAGAACGGGGCCAAGGUGAUAAGCAGCGCGCCGGUCGGCCCGUCAGCCGCCAACAACGAUGGGCCGGCCCUUGUGGCUACUCCAGCUGCAGUGGGCCCGUCUGCCGCCAAGGGCGACGCGAAGGAUGUUGCGGCUAACCGCGACGGUCCGUCCGCCUCUAAGGUGCCCGCAGCGGCGAACGCGCUCAGGGAAAUGCUCCACCGCAUGGAGGCCCAUCGCAAGGACGUGCAGCAGCCUCCCUUGGUCGAUGCCGCCCCCGCCGAAGCAGCACGCCGCACGGUCACUCCGCAGGUCGCCGCCACAACGCCCAGUGCCCCACAUACCGCGCCUCUGGUCGCCGCCCAUCCAACUGCGGACCCAAAGUCCGCAUUGCUUCGCGCUCGGUUAGGCGCACGUAGUGCGGCAGCGCCAGCACAGACUCGGCCGGAAGCCGGCUCAAGCGCGACGCCGACGUCGGUAAACGAGGCGGCGGAGAAGGGCGUGAGGGCAGCGCUAGCCACCGGCGGCGGAGCCGUUGACCAUGCACAGGCGUCGAUAGGCCACAACGACGCCGACAUCGCUGCCAUCCAGAACCUGUUGGAAUCGGUAAAACGCCCCGGGCACCCCGCUGCUCUGGCCAUCUCGGACACGGCGCAUGUGGAGCCCUUGGCGAAUCCCCCCGCUGGUUCAGCGGAGCCAAAGACGACCACUGAUGCUGUCGGCGAUGGAGAGUCGAAACAGAAGGGGAAGGCCGACACAGUGAAAGGGAGGGCGAGCUCUCAGAGGAAAACACGGGCGAUGUCGGCCGAGACAGGGAGGGAUAAGGCAAAGGAGAAGUCGGUGGAGAAAGGGAAGGAGAAGGCGGAGGAGAAGGAGAAGGAGAAGGAGAAGGAGAAGGCGGCGGAGAAGGAGAAGGAGAAGGCGGUGGAGAAGGAGAAGGAGAAGGAGAAGAAGGAGAAGGAGGAGAAGGAGAAGGAGAAGGAGGAGAAGGAGAAGGAGAAGGAGAAGGAGAAGGAGAAGGAGAAGGCGAAAGGACGGAAGGGUCAUGGCAUCCGCCACGACAACUCGGGCGACGGUCUUGGGUGGGUGGGCGAGAUUAAGGUGCUCGGCGCUAAUCGAUACAUCGGCAAAUCGCGCGAGAAGAUGGAGCUGGCGUACUUGCACUCGAUUGCGUACAUCGUCUACGACGGCUACGUCAGCAAGGUCCUCAUGGCCGAGCUCACCGGCUUGGAGGAAACCGAGUUGGAGAAGUGGAGGAUGGUGUGGGAGGAGGUCAAUAUUUUGCCGACAGGGAUGUGGACGGUGAUAUGGGCACGGGGCGCGUACCUUCCAAAAACACGGUUCGAUGACAUUCUCGGCCAGUAUCGAGCGUACAAGAGCUCAGGCGAUGCGCACCACGACGCGCUCUUGCCGGCGAUCUGGUUCCCCGUCGAUGCCGUCACAAAGGAAGGCCAGGAGAAGUCGGAUGCUAUGAUGUCGGCCAUGAUAGGUCGCGUGUCCAUGUGCGCUGCGUAUGGGAAGGUCGCUGCGAGCGCGGCGAGGAAGGAGGGAGACACUGAUGAGAAGACGGCGAUUGCGGCACAGGCGUUAUCGGCCUCCGCUUGCGCCGUGUGGUGCUUAGUCGAGAACGACGACGCCCAGGUGGUCGAUGCUGUGGGCGAAGGGAAGGCGGCGGCGAUGGUGGUCGGUGCGAGCGAGAAGACCGCCGGUGUCUUCAAGGAGGUCAUGCAGGCGGUGCUGGAGGCCGAGAUCGACCGGGAGCAACCCCUGGGGGAGGUUGCGCACAACGUCGCGCCGGCGCUGCAGAGUCUCGCUCUGCACCGGGUCUACCCGGGGGUGGAUCAUGAAGUCGAAGCCGACGUGAUUGCUAGAGCGACAGUGGAGACAUUGGCGUUCUGGGGAAUGUGCCCCGUCGCCGGGCCGAAACUCGAAAAGAUCGGCAUCGCGGUGCCGUGUGACGCGCAGAUGGAGUACGACAUUGAACACAGGGGGAGGAAGGGGCAGAGAGGCAAGCAGGGCAAGGACAGCACGGGGAAGAAGGGGAAGAAGGGCAAGAAGGGCAAGGACAGCACGGCGGCGUAG
Molecule: messenger RNA, 4158 nt
Organism: Closterium sp. Naga37s-1
Lineage: Eukaryota; Viridiplantae; Streptophyta; Zygnematophyceae; Desmidiales; Closteriaceae
Source: the annotation of a GenBank genome assembly